CAGAUUACUUGAAACCCGAAAAAAGCCCAUUAAAACACAAAGACGCACCUCUUUUCUUCACUUCUUCAAAAUCACAUGCUCUUUUAGCAAUUAUCCCCAAAACGCCCCCAUCUUCAUUCGUCAAACUCAAACCCCCCAAUUUCUUCCACCUCACCCUCCCUCGUAAUUUCCCUCAUUUUUCGAUCUCAUUCUCUUAACCGCCACCGCCUCCGCCUCCACUCUCCUCUAAAUCUAUACUGUACGUUAAACCGUUCCUUUUUGGCCGUGAGGGUUCCGACCGCCUUCAUUCCCAUUCAGAGCAAUUAGGGUUUCCACUGUCGUUUUUAUUCCGUCCGUUUCGAGAAUCGACUGUAGUUACCUUGAAAGAUUCGAUGUUAGGGUUUUUAUAUUGAAUGUUGAUUUGAGAUUGGUGCUUCAUUUUUGUAUCCGGACGGUUUUAUUUUUAUUUUCCGGUUAGGGUUUUUUUUUGUUUUGUUUUCGAGGUCGUGUAGUUGGGCUCCGGUGAUGCCGCGAAGUUCAAGGCACAAAUCUAGCAAACAUAGUUCUAGGGACGCCAGGGAUUACUCGGAUUCGGAGAAAGAUUCGGGCUUAAAGGAGAAGGAAAAGGAAAAGAAGAGUAAGGAGGAGAGCAGUGGUAGGUUUUCGAAGGAGCCUGGAUCCGGUGAGAAGAGAAAGCUUGACUCUAAGGAUACCAAGGAACUAUGGAUUUCGGGGAAUGGAGAUUAUGUUGAGGAGUACAGUUCCUCGAAGCGGCGUAAAGAUAAGGCAGAUGAUGGAGUAAGCGAUAGAUGGAAUGGCGGUGAAGAUGAUGGUAAAGGAGAGAAGAAGUCUAAGGCUUUAAGUGAAUCGAAGAGUAAGAGACGAGAGGAUGUUGAAGCAGAUGAUACAAAGAGGAGUAAGAGUGAGGGGAAGCAUCGGGAAUAUAGUCGAAAGGAGGAAAGGGAUAGAGAAAGGAAAAGUAAAGAAGGCAAAAGUGAUAGGCUGAUUGAGAGUGAGGAACACCGCACUGUGAAACAAUACGCCGAAAGAACUGAUAUGGAUGUACCAGAUCGGUUGCAAAGUCCUGAAUCAGAGAGCCAGCUUGAGAGACGGCUUAGGAAAAGGAGAGAUACUUCUGGUGAUGGGGAUAAGCAUCUGGAAGAUAAUGGAGACAUUUUGGACAAACAGUUUUAUGUAAGCAAUGAUAUCGGCAAGGAUGGAAGAGCAAAAGAUGAGAAGCAUAAGGAUGAGAGAUACAAAGAAAAGUAUCGAGAAGACAUGAACUGUGAAGACAAGUGCCAAGAUGAUAAAUUGAGAGAUGAUCGAUCAGCAAGUGAUCUUGCUAAUAGCAAGUCUAGUGAGAAGCAUUUGAGGGAUGGAAAAGAUGAUGUGAAAGUUCGGCAGAAGAAGUCCAAGGUUCAAGAUAGUGACUAUGAGCGUGAUCGUGACCAUGAUAGAGACCGUGAUCGUGAUAGAGACCGUGAGCGUUAUAGGGAGAGGGAGCGGGAUCGAGAGCGUGAGCGUUAUCGUGAUCGUGACCAUUAUCGAGAACGUGACCGCAACCGUGAUCAUGACCAUGAUCGUGAUUAUGAUUCUCAAUGGGAUCGAGACCGAGAUCAUGAUCGUGAACGUGAUCGCCGUUACAGUGAUCGGGACAAGGAUAGAGAUCAUGACCGUGACGAGUUACAUGAUGAACGGAGGAGUACAAGAUACAAAGACAGUAAGGGAAGGAAACGAUCUCCUGAUGAUCGUGAUGAUGGUAAUGAUACUAAAUCUCGGGGUGCUAAAUUACACUACUCUGACAUGGAAAAUAAAUCAUCAACUUCUGGGAGAGUUGAGGUAGAUGCUGAUAGGGGAAGGUCUCAGUCACGCCCAGCCAAUUUAGAUGCUGCUAUGGGCAGCAACAGAAGGAGAGCUUCUCCCAGCUCGAUUUCCCAUGGUGGGACUGAUGAGUAUAGACAUUUGAAACAAGAAGAUUCGAAGCAUAGAGAUCCAAUGACAGAGCAGAGGUCGAAAGCUGCUUCAUCAAGAGAGGUAACUAGUUUUUCUGAAGUCUCAGAGAGAGGUGCUAAGUAUAGAUCCAUGGAGAAAUCAAGUAGGGUGGAUGAGGGCCAUUCUGGGGAGUUACCAAUUGAGAGGUCCUCGAGUUCAAAAGCUUCCCCAAUGAGUAUGAUGGAAAGAUCUCCUUCAACAAGUCUUGAGCGUAGAUAUACGAGUAGAAGUGGUGUUAAGCGGGGUCUUGAUACAGAGGAGACAGGAUGGAGUAGUGCCUCUGUUGGUGGCAGAGAAGAGGAUAAUAGACUUGGUCGAGACUUGCCUCCUGAGAAGCCUCUUUUGGAUGGAUCUUGUCAAGCAGAUUCUGUAUUCUAUAAUAGAGCCGGUCAGGGCAACUCAUCUUUAAUUCCACAGUCGCCUGGUUUAAGAGCUGGAAUUGGCAGCCCAUCUUUUAUGGGUUCUCUAGAAGAAGAUCAUAGAUUUAAUAACUCUGGUCGUUACAAGAGGAGUGGUGAUCUGAACGUUAGAAGAGGGCAUGCAAAUGCUUGGAGGGGUGCGCCAAACUGGCCAGCACCUCAUCCAAAUGGUUUCAUCCCAUUCCAACCUGGGCCACCACAUGGUGGUUUUCAAGCUAUGAUGCCACAGUUUCCUUCUCCAUCUCUGUUUGGUGUUAGACCCUCAAUGGAAAUUAAUCACUCUGGGAUUCCAUAUCAUAUACCUGAUGCCGAAAGGUUUAACAACCAUUUGAGACCAAUUGGCUGGCAGAAUCCGAUGGAUGGCUCUGGUCCAGGCCAGUUUCCUGGUUGGGAUGGUCACAGUGUUAGUUUUAGGGAUGAAGCACACAUGUUCGGGGGUCCUGAAUGGGACCAGAAUAGGCAUCCAGUGAAUGGUCGGGGAUGGGAUACCGGUUCAGAUGUGUGGAAGGGACAAAAUGGUGAUGUUGACUUGCCCUCAACAUCUCUGAAAGAGGACCAUCCUCUGCAGGCCCCUCUUGAUGUCUAUGAUGGACAGGAACGUCAGAGGUCUCAAUAUGAAAAUGGCGAUAAUGAUGUUCAGGUGAAAGGUUUUGAAUUAAGAUCUGAUGUCUUGCCACCAGCAAAAGAAUCUUCUAGAUGUUCACCUGAGAUUGCACACAAGGCACCUGAUUCUUCCAAAAUAUCGAGUGAAGAUGAUGAUGCUCGCUGUUGUCAACUUUAUCUUUGUAAGCUUGACAUUUCAGCAGAACUAGCUGGUUCUGCUUUGUAUGAUCAGUGUACAAGUUUGCUGAAUGUGGAGCGAAGUAAAGAUUUGGGUAAAGAUGUAACAAUGCUUGUGAAUUUGAAGAACGGUGGACGACCAGUACAAAAUGCUUCUAUUGAUGUUCUGAGCCCUUCACUUAUUCCUGCAACUAAUGCAUUUGUUUUUCAGAAAGCCAUGGACCUCUACAAGAAACAGAGGCUACAAAUUUGUGCUAUUCCAAAUGCCAACGGUGGGAUGUUGGCAUCUACUUCAAUGCCCAAGGAGGAGCAAAGUUCUGAUCAUGUUGUCGAUGAAGCAGAGGAGCCAGUUUUGAUUUCUGAUGCUGAAAUGGUGGAUUCAGAUCAGCAGAAAGGAGACGCUGUUCUGACUUCUACUUCUCAUGAGAAUAUGGAACAACUUGUUUCGAUUCAAAGCAGAGAGUUACCAGAUCAUCUGGAUAGCCUUUCUCCAGAAAAAACAGAACUGCCAAGUAGUGAUUCUGGUCACAUGGAGCCAGGGGUGCCUAAACCAGUUUUGAAUGGUGAUAAGGCAGAAGAGACCAACACCGAGACUGAUCAGAUAAAUCCAAUGGAUGUAGUUGAAGAUUCAUUGCGGUCUCUUGAUGAUGCAGCAGAGGCAGUUGGUUUGCCUGCUGACGAGGAAAACUCAAAUGAUAUAAAUAAAACCGAAGGUAAUAGUACUGUGUACUGUGCCAAGGAAAUACAUGCUUUUGAUGAUGCAAUUAGUGGUUCUUUAAAUGAUUCUCCUAAGGUAUCAGGUGCUUUGAUUCCCGGGUCAAAUGAGUCUGGGUCGGAGUUGGUAAUUUUAACUGGGAUACAUCAUUCUCCUGAAAAUACACAUUGAGACAAUUUCUAUAUCCAUGUUCUUUUUAUAA
Molecule: messenger RNA, 4087 nt
Organism: Gossypium arboreum
Lineage: Eukaryota; Viridiplantae; Streptophyta; Magnoliopsida; Malvales; Malvaceae
Exons: 5
Coding region: 505-4056 (1183 amino acids)
Source: RefSeq, a predicted model, not a curated record